UUCUACGUAGUCUUUCCAUUAUAAAUAAAGAAAGAUCAUUUAAUACACCCUAAAUCCUUAAUGACUCUCCCUUUUAAAAGAAGCUCUAUUGCUUGCAUUGUCUCCUCUUCUUCUUCUUCUUCUUCCUUUCUUCUCUUCCUCCAUUGAAGCUCUCUAGAAAAUAAACCUUAUACUUAAGUGAAUGUCCAGAAACAGGGAAGAAUUUGGAGAGUACUACGAGAUCGUGAAAAAGAUAAAGAAAGAUCCAACCUACGCAACCACGACGGAUCAUCAUGCCGUGAUGGGGAUCAGGAGACACGUGGCGGCGGUGCCUCCGGGGACGACGUUGAACACCGUUACCCCAUGCGCCGCUUGUAAGCUUCUCCGCCGUCGUUGCGCGGAGGAGUGUCCUUUCUCACCUUACUUCUCUCCCCACGAGCCACAGAAGUUCGCCGCCGUUCAUAAAGUCUUUGGAGCUAGUAACGUUUCUAAGAUGCUUCUGGAAGUGGGAGAGAGCCAGAGAGGAGACGCAGCGAACAGUUUAGUGUACGAAGCAAACCUCAGACUCAGAGAUCCAAUCUACGGCUGCAUGGGAGCAAUCUCAGCUCUUCAACACCACAUUCAAUCUCUCCAGACCGAACUCACCACCGUCCGUACGGACAUCCUCCGCUACAAAUACCGAGAAGCCACCACCAUCACUUCCCUCCAAAACAACAACUUCAACAACAAUACAACAACGUCAUCAGUGAGCUGUGAUCAUCAUGCUCUCGCCUCGGCGAUUCUCCUCUCACCACCACCACCACCUCCUCCUCCUCCACGACCACCAAGGUUGUUGUCCUCUCAGCCUGCUCCACCGCCUACGCCACCGGGUUCUUUGCCGUCUCCGUCGAUGGUGGUGUCGUCUUCUUCGUCUUCCAAUUCAUCAGCCACCAAUUCUAUGUAUAAUCCUCCUCCGUCUUCGGCGGCUGGAUACAGCAAUUCUCUGUCCAGUGAUAAUAAUGUUCAUUACUUUGAUUAAACCAGAAUUAUGUGGUUCUUAAUUCUGUUUUUAUAAAAAUUUUAUAUACUAUUCUGUUCUUAAUUCUUAAAUCAGACGCUAAACCUUUUUAUAUGUCA
Molecule: messenger RNA, 1095 nt
Organism: Camelina sativa (false flax)
Lineage: Eukaryota; Viridiplantae; Streptophyta; Magnoliopsida; Brassicales; Brassicaceae
Product: LOB domain-containing protein 13-like
Source: RefSeq, a predicted model, not a curated record